Messenger RNA from Pistacia vera, 1392 nucleotides. Its product is annotated as D-cysteine desulfhydrase 2, mitochondrial. The transcript is spliced from 7 exons. Lineage: Eukaryota; Viridiplantae; Streptophyta; Magnoliopsida; Sapindales; Anacardiaceae. Gene Ontology annotation, molecular function: D-cysteine desulfhydrase activity. The record is from RefSeq and is a predicted model, not a curated record. Bases 62 to 1309 code for a protein of 415 amino acids.
AGUGUUCCAUUCGUCUCCGGGCCAGCUUUUUAACAGCUCUCAGGGUGUUUGCAACGUUGGAAUGACGGGUGAAGAGUUGAUGUUGAAAUUGCUGGACAGAAAAUGGACAUUGAAAAGCCCUGAUUCUAAAAUUCACCAAAUUGUGCUUUCUGCUAUACCAGGAAAGCAUGGAGAUGGGCUAUUUGGUAACAUUUCCUUUUUAAACAAUUCUAGUCCAUGUCUUGGUGAUCACAUGAUCAAGAAAGAUAAGGAUCAAUGCUUCUAUGUCAUUAGAGAUGAUUUGUUGCAUCCUCUGGUAAAUGGUAAUAAAGCACGAAAAUUGGAUGGAUUGCUUCCUAUCCUUGAAGAUCAUUCUGUGACUGACGUGGUUACCUGCGGAGGUUGUCAAAGCGCUCAUGCAACAGCUGUGGCUGUUUCAUGUGCGGAGAGAGGAUUGAAAUGUCAUUUGCUGCUGCGAGGGGAGCAGCCCGAGGUUCUGACUGGCUAUAACCUGAUUUCUACAAUCUAUGGAAAUGUCACAUAUGUGCCAAGAUCCCUCUAUGCCCAAAGGACCGAAAUGCUAAAGUCUCAUGCUCAUUUGAUUGCAGGCAAUAAUGGUCAUGUUGUCUGGUGUAAUGACAUGUUUGAGGCGUCUUUAACAGGGCAGACACCCUGGGCUUCAGACUUUGUGCAAACUGGUGCUCAUAGAGAUGCUGACAACUGCUCAAGAAAGGUUGUAAUUGUCAAUGAAGGAGCAGGAGAUUGUGUAGCAUUACUAGGUGUCUUCCGCCUAGUUCAGUACUUAUCCCAGGAUCAUUUACUUGGAAAGAAGAGGGCUGUCAAAUUUAUUGUGGAUGCCGGUACUGGUACAACAGCUGUUGGUUUAGGACUUGGAGCCAUAUUUUUAGGGCUUCCGUGGGAGGUAACUGCAGUAAUGCUUGCUGAUACAAUUGAUGGGUACAGGCAACAUGAGGAACGUCUGAUUUCUGAGUUUCAGAAGAUAUUUGGUUUUCUACUCGACGACAACACUUUAAAUAAGGUAGAUGGUGGAAUCGUGCAUUGGGCAGAACGUUGUCAGCCAAGAAAAUUUGGCAAUGUGUUGGAAGGAGAAGUAGAGGCAUGCAAACAAAUUGCACAGCUCACUGGUAUUUCAGUAGAUCCUGUAUACACUUUAGCGGCUUGGGAGAUGGCAACACUCCUUAGUGACAAGGAAUUGAAGGAGGAUACAAAUGUUGUGAUGCUUCAUACUGGUGGCACGCUUGGCAUGUUUGGAUUAGCCCAGAGGUAUAAAUCCUACUUCAAUGGUCUUAAAGAUGGAUUUUCCAUCUAAAGUAACACUGAUUUUGUAUUACUAUAUAUCAGGCGUUAUUUUGGUGCAAAUCACUGAAAGCUUGUGUGUUGUUAUAUGCUUUU